This is a messenger RNA of Columba livia (rock pigeon), 2828 nucleotides long. RefSeq names its product leucine zipper and EF-hand containing transmembrane protein 2 (gene LETM2). Gene Ontology annotation, biological process: intracellular monoatomic cation homeostasis. NCBI's taxonomy places the organism in Eukaryota, Metazoa, Chordata, Aves, Columbiformes, Columbidae. Gene Ontology annotation, molecular function: ribosome binding. The coding region runs from base 211 to 1617 and encodes 468 amino acids. Gene Ontology annotation, cellular component: mitochondrial inner membrane. The transcript is spliced from 10 exons. The record is from RefSeq and is a predicted model, not a curated record.
GCGUGAUGCAGAGGGAACCAUAGAGCGCCGCUGGCUGGGGUAGAGCGGCACGGGCGGGGCGCGAUGGGCCAGCCCGGGAGGACCGGGCCCAUGGCGGGGAGCUGGGCGGCGGGAACGGGACCGGGCCCCGGCGGCCUGUCGCCUUCGCCGCCGGAGAUGAGGGUCCCCCCGCUGCCCGCCGCCGGCCGGAGCCGCUGACUCGGUGCCACCAUGGCCGCCUGCGGCUGGAACGCGCUGCUGGCCGCGGCCAGGCCCAGUUUCAGAGGCUCCCACCUCCUGGUGCGCUCCAGUCCUCCGUACGCUCCAGCGCUUGCUUUUGUCCCACUUGUGGAUUCCCAUCUAAACCGGACUUUGGUCAGAGACGCUGAGAAGCAGCGAUGGCUGCGCCGCGCACCGUCGGGCACCGGCCUGCGAUCGUUCCACGCGUCCGCCUGCUCGCGACAGCAGCCCCGGGCCGAGCCUCCGCCCCACCGAAGCGCCGUGAACCGGGACGCUAAACCCGCAAGGACUCCAGCAAAAAACAUCGUAGAGACUCCAGUGGGAACAAGGUCCUUGCGCCAACGGGUGGUGGAUGAGCUGAAACAUUAUUACAACGGGUUCCACUUGCUGUGGAUCGACACCAAGGUGGCCGCCAGGAUGGUGUGGAGGCUGCUGCACGGUCAGGUCCUCACUAGGAGGGAGAGGCGAAGGCUGCUGCGGACGUGCGCGGAUCUCUUCCGGCUGGUUCCCUUCCUCGUGUUCGUCAUCGUCCCCUUCAUGGAGUUCCUGUUACCCGUGUUCUUGAAGCUCUUCCCUGAAAUGCUGCCCUCAACGUUUGAGACAGAGUCAAAAAAGGAAGAGAAGCAGAAGAAGAAGCUCAGUGCAAAGCUGGAGUUAGCCAAGUUCCUGCAGGAGACCGUGGCAGAGAUGGCCAAAAGGAACAAGGCGGAUACAGGCCAAGGCAGACAGUUCUCCUCCUACGUGCACCAGAUCCGUCACACCGGCCACCGGCCCAGCACCCAGGAGAUCGUGCGCUUCUCCAAGCUGUUUGAGGACGAGCUGACCCUGGAGCACCUGGAGCGGCCGCAGCUCGUGGCUCUUUGCAAGUUGCUUGAGCUGCAGCCCAUCGGCACCAACAACCUGCUCCGCUUUCAGCUCCGGCUGAGGCUCAGAACCAUCAGGGCGGAUGAUGAAAUGAUCGCCAAGGAGGGAGUCGGCGGGCUGAGCGUGUCGGAGCUGCAGAGCGCCUGCAGGGCCCGGGGGAUGCGCUCGCUGGGGCUCUCGGAGGAGCAGCUCAAGGAGCAGCUCAGACAGUGGCUGGAUCUGCAUUUAAAAGAGAACGUUCCACCUUCUCUGCUCCUGCUUUCCCGUGCCUUGUACUUAAUAGAUGUGAAGCCACAGUCUGUUCCGGUUCCACAAAAUAAGGUAAGUGGAGCUGCUGAAGCGGUGACAUCCGUUCCCGGAGGGCGGGAGAUGCUGGUGGAUCCUGCCCCUGUCGUGCAGGGAAGAAAGAACGAAGAGUUUGUGUCUCAGACGACAGAGAAGUUGCCAACCCCAGAGAUGUCAGCUAAGCCUCCCCCACAAGAGACUAAACUGGAAGCGGCUCAGAGCAGCAAUGCCGGUGCCAACGGGGCUUAGGCUGGAGCCUGGGGACUGUCCUGUGCUGCGACAGGAGCUUUGGUGUCGGCCCUCCCGGGAAGGGACGGGCGGGUUUGCAGGGGCUGCUGCGCACACGAGGUGCCGGCGCCGCCGGGGCUCCGCGUCCGCUCCACGCUCGCUCCCCGGCCAGGCCAAGGCUGUCGCAGGGGCCCGCUCCCCACUUGGACUGGAUCCCCUGCCCCCACCAGUUCAACUUAUGCUGUAAAUACCUAAAUUAUGAUGCAACUGUCUGUGUUCCUACUGAUCAGGUGCUCUAAACCUUAGGAGAGGCAGCUCGUCACUGUCACAAAGGCCUGGGCGCAGGAUGAGUUAGGCUGCAAGCCCACUAAAGCCCGUUCUGCAGUUUGAAAUCCUCCGCAGGACCCUACCCACAUAUCCAGGGCUUGCAGCCCGCUCUGCUGCCAUGUUAAACUCAAGCUCUUGAUCCUAGUUAGCCCGGUUUAACCGAUAACCAGUGCACAGAAUGACCCGCGCAGCCCUUGCCUGAGCUGUCGCACCCGUACCGCGGUGGCCGGCGCUGCUCCGCGCGGCUGGGCUGAGCUGCUCGAAGGACUGGAGGGAUCGGAGCGGAGCAGCGCGGAGCAGGGACGGCGGGGGCGCCUGCGGCACCAGGACGGGCUGCACCCGCCAGACCACGCGGGUUUAGGGUCCGGCGGGUCGUGCAAGGCGCCCUGGGCACCUGCACACAUCUUUGGUUAAACCUUGCCAGGCGCGGACUCGCUGUAUUUACAAAGCGGUUCCUCGCACACCCCGGCGUUCACUAGUUUUUUGGUAGACUCGACUGAAAAGCUGGUUUUAACAUUUGUUAAUUUUUAUUUUUACUUUGUCCUAUGUAAAUAUCCAGAAGUGACUCACAUGAUGGGUUUUAAAUAUAUGUAUAUUUAUACUCACUGUAAAAUUAAAGUUAGACUUGGUGCUAAGCAGAACGAAACGUCUUUUCUAGAGGUCAGACAGCCUCUAGAGCAGGCGACUCAAAGAAGCCAGCUGGGUGUUACCUGCACUUUAAACGUGCGAUAGAGGCUCCUGCCUCUAUGCAGCAGCAGCUUGUGCAAUCGGCUCCCGUCCCGCGUCCUCAGCUGUUCCCGCACCCACAGCUCGUACGGCCAGGACGCAGCGCUGAAUAGUUGUGUUAAUCGGUGGUCGGUAAACGAGAAUAAACGUGAUGUCAAUAAAAUGUGCAUUUAGCAGAA